AGGGACAGCAGAGCGCGCGGAGGAGGAAAGGAGGACAGAUCGGAGGAUGCUGCUGUGACACGCGGAGCUCCUUACACCUUGCAGAAGGAGCGCGCGCGCAGACCGGGGGCUCCUCUUCUGUGACUUUGGUCGUGCCUCCACCCCUCCCCGUGGACGCGGCUCUCCGUCGCCAUGCCGCCCCGGCCCCGAAGCGCCCUCCUCCCCGCGCUGCUGUGGCUCGCGCUGCUCUGGAGCGUCUCCGCAGGAGAUGAGGAAGCUGUCACAGCCUCAACCUCCAUCCGACCACCAGGGGAGGACGUCUCCAGAGGCAGAAGUGCGAGCCCGGCAGCCGGUUCAUCGCGCUCGGUCCUGCCCCAAAAACGGCGCCCCGCGCCCCAGAAAGGGGACGUCGCCCCAUCUGCUCUGCCCCAGAAUCUGCUCCCUCUCCUGGGCAGAGGACUGACUGUUAGCUCCCUCCACGGGAGUCACGCUCCAGAGCUGCAGAAAAACGAGGUGAAGCCGCCGGAAUCAGCCGCAGCGCCGGGCCAAGGCCGCCGUCUGACCCCUCCCACGGACGCAAACUUCCAGCCGCCUCGCACACAGACCCCGCCCCUCGAGCUGGAGGCUGACAGCACCAUGGAGAGCUCCAUGCUGGACGGGGAUGCACUUUCAGCAGCCGCGUCCAGCUGCAUGCUGAAUUUCACCGAGCCGGAGGGCUUCAUCGACUCUGCGGACAACCCCCCCCUGCCCGACGGCGUCCUCCUGCACUGCACCUACACUGUGACGGUGUACACGGGCUACGGCGUGGAGCUGCAGGUGAAGAGCGUGAACCUGUCCGACAGCGAGCAGCUGUCCAUCAGGGGCGUGGACGAGCGAGGCGCCUCGCUGGUUCUGGCCAAUCACACGCUGCUGGUGGAGGGUCAGGUCAUCCGCAGUCCCACCAACACUCUGUCGGUUUCCUACCGCUCUGCGGCGGAGGGGAGCCUGGGCCUGUUCCAGCUGCACUACCAGAUUUUCAGGCUGAGCUGCCCUCUCCCAAAGAGGCCUCACUUUGGGGAGGUGUCGGUGCUGGACCUGCUCCCCGGUGGCAUCGCCCGCUUCCACUGCCACAUGGGUUACCACCUGGAGGGGGCGCACCUUCUCACCUGCCUCAACGCCUCCCUGCCAACCUGGAGCGGCAAAGAGCCCACCUGCAGAGCUUUGUGUGGGGGCACAGUGAAGAACGCCACCAUAGGGAGGGUGUUGUCCCCCUCUCCCCACCACGGACCCAACGCCACAUUGGACCGGUCCUGCUCCUGGUCCCUGGAGGCCCCAAAAGACCAGAGGCUGCACCUCCACCUGGAGAGACUGCUUUUGGGGCCGACUGACAGGCUGGUGUUGUGGAGCGGCCUGGACGCCGGCUCGGUGGUUCUGUUUGACUCGGCCCGUGGGGGUCAGAUCCCCUUUGAGGGUGUGAUCAGUGAGGGCCCGGCUGUGCGGAUCCAAUUCAUCACCGAUCAGCCCAACCCUAACACAGGAUUCAACAUCCGCUACGAAGCUUUUGAGCGGGGCCACUGCUACGAGCCGUACCUGCAGAACGGAAACUUCACGACCACUGACCCCCUGUACGGGGUUGGAGCUGUCAUCCAGUUCACCUGUGACCCAGGCCACUCUCUGGAACAGGGCCCCCCUGUAAUUGAGUGCAUUAGCGCCCGGGACCCGUACUGGAACGACACAGAACCCAUCUGCAAAGCCCAGUGUGGGGGGGACCUGACCGGACCUGGGGGCGUGAUUCUGUCCCCUAACUGGCCCGAGUGGUACGGCGAAGGCGAGGACUGCAGCUGGAGGGUUCAUGUGGAGGAGGACAAGCGAGUGCUGCUGGAUGUUCAGCUGCUGAACAUCAGCGACAGCGACAUGCUGACCAUCACUGACGGCGACGAGGUCGCCACCCGGAUCUUGGGCCGCUACGUCGGAGGCAGCGGUCCCUUCAAGCUCUCCUCCACCAGCCCGGACCUGACCAUCACCUUCCACUCCGACCCGGCGGGCCUCGUCUUUGGCAAAGGCGAAGGCUUUAUCAUCAACUACAUGGAGGUUUCCAGGAACGACUCCUGCCCGGACCUGCCCGAGAUCCAGAACGGCUGGAAGACCACGUCCCACGUCGCCCUGGUGCGAGGAGCCCGGAUCACCUACCAGUGCGACCCCGGUUACGACCUGGUGGGGCGGGAGACCCUGACCUGCCAGCUGGACCUGUCCUGGAGCUCGCAGCCGCCGUUCUGCGAAAAGAUCAUGUACUGUUCAGAUCCGGGUCACGUAGAGCACGCCUCCAGGACGCUGUCCGACCCCAAACUACUGGUGGGAACCACCAUCCAGUACAGCUGCAACGCCGGAUUCAUCCUUCAGGGCGGCGCCACCAUUACCUGCUAUGGCCGUGAGCCUGGCACGCCGGUGUGGACGUCUCGACUUCCCCACUGUGUUUCGGAGGAUUUGGUUUCCUGUGAGAACCCGGGUCUUCCUGAAAACGGCUACCAGAUCCUGUCCAAGCGGCUGUACCUGCCGGGCGAAUCGCUCACCUUCGUCUGUUACCAAGGUUACGAGCUCAUAGGGGAGGUCGCAAUUAAAUGCAUUCUCGGGAGCCCAUCGUUCUGGAGCGGCCCGCUUCCUCUCUGCAGAGCCAACCAUGACUGCUUUGGCAACCAUGCUUUGGAAGUUGCAGAAGCAACGGCAGGUUCUCCUCUGGAUGGAGGAAACGUAGCUCUGGCCAUCUUCAUCCUGGUCCUGCUGCUGUCUGUACUGCUGGGAGGGGCUUACGUCUACGUCACACGGUGCCGAUAUCACUCCAACCUGAGGUUGCCUCUCAUCUAUCCCCAUCCGUACCGACAGAUCACUGUAGAAACAGAGUUUGACAACCCGCUGUACGAGACAGGAGGGCAUGACACCAGAGAGUAUGAAGUUUCAAUAUGAGAAGCCUCCAAAGGACAUUUCUGAACCGACAGACCCGCGCUCACCCUCCAUCUGCCCCACCCGCCCCGCUCCGGCCAGGAGGAGGCAUUGUAAAUACAAACGAUGAUGUCCUGCCCCUUCUGCUGCGAGGAGACGCAGACACUGAUCCUGUUCUCCAUCCCUUGAUGCGAAAGCUUUUCUACACCUAAAUGGGAGAGAUGGAACAAAGAGGAUCCAGGCGUUAGACAGAGACAGACCAGAGAGGGGGUGAUGGGAGAUGAAGGAUGGACUACAAAAUACCCAAAGAUCAUCUGCUGACUGACAUGGUGGAGAAAGAGAAGUGAGAUGACAUUGCUGGGGGGGGGGGGGGUCAGGGUUUGGUCCAUCUCCUUCAGGUCUACAAUCUUGUCCCUGGUGUCCUUUGACAGCUCUUUGGUCUUGGUGAUGGUGGAGAGGCUGCAGUCUGACUCUUUAAGGCUACGUUCAUAACGGCCUUGUGAAGGUGCGUUCAAGAACACGCCAAACCCACAUUCUCGAACACUGGACAAGCAGGGAGGGGCUUCUUCUUCGUUUUUCUUUCUCUACUGUUUACUGGUGCAUGUCCGCCAUCUACAGCUGGAAGAGUCUUGGUGUGAAAUGUUGAAGCGGUGUAAAUCUGGCAAAUCUUGCUCCAGUCUUUCUCUGUCACAGCUCUGUUCCGACACAUGAAGGACUUGGUGUCGUAGAAUUCCAGCCGGACACAAACCGCAGUCAUGAAUUUCUCCUCCAUGAUCAAUUUUCAAACGAUUGCCACCUUCGUGAAUGAAUAUGAACGCCAUCCAAAUGUCACGACCAGAUCCAAGUCCCUGAUUAGUCAGAGUUCAACCUGGUUUGACUUUCAAGAUACGUUCAAGGGAUGCCACUUUUGUACGUAGAACCCGAGAACGGUCAUAGAAAUUUGCGUAGCUACACUAGAACGUGAUAGCGGUUGCCUGAACGCGCGUUGCAGUGGGCGGUGUGAACCUACUGUAGCUGGGGGGUGUGGACUAGUGUCUUUAAUACCAAUAACCAGGAAGCAGGAGGGAACUUCUGAUCGAGUUGGAGGACAAGUCAACACACACGUGUGCCAAAUUAAAUAACCAGUAGCAUGCCAUUGUACCCGCUGUAAUUGGGCUGUUUGAACUCGAAUCUUGUCAGUGGAGGAGUUUAAAUAUCUGGGGGUCUUGUUCACGAGAGAGGGAAGACCGGAGCGUCAGACUGACAGGCGGAUCGGAGCAGAGUCCGCCGUUAUGCGGUCGCUGUAUCGGUCCAUUGUGGUGAAGAGAAAGCUGAGCCAGAAAACAAAGCUCUCAACUUACCGGUCUAUCUCAAGUCCAAUUCUCACAUGACCUCUGACCAAAAGAACGAGGUCCCGAAUACAAGCAGCUGAAAUGAGCAUCUAGUCUGGAUGCCUCCCAUGUCCCACUGGGUGGAGGCCCCGGGGAAGAUCCACUGGAGAGACAUACUCUCUCCAGCGUGUCCUGGGAACACUGGUUGAGCUAGAGAAAGUGGCCGGGAAGAAGGAAGUCUAGGCAUUUUUGGUUAGACUGCUUCCCCCGCGACCCGGUCCCGGGAUAAGCGGAGGAAGAUGGAUGGAUUGGUGGACUUGAAUCUUCUUUAUGUCUAAAUCAUCAACCACCAUAGCAAAGUGAAACCACUUUGCUGUAUUUGAAUCUGUUCACCAGGAGGCCCUGAAUGCAACUGACCCUGAAUUUGCCAGGGCCAUGUUAUGAGGAACAGUUUGUUGUCUGAACUGAUUUGCAAUCGAGCAUAACAAACUUUUCUGAUAGUAGAUACGAACGAUUGACUUUAAAGUUGUGGAGGUGCCACCAUGUUCAAACAUAUCAUCUCUGGAAUUCCAAUGAAAAGAAUGAAAACUCACCACAGUGAGAUGGAACGUGUCCUGUCCCAGAACCCCCUCCUGCCUGCAGUCCCUUUCCAAGUUCUUCCCCGGCCGUUUUCCUUCUGGCUUCAGCUGCAGCUGAGCGGCUCGAAGCCCCACAGCUCUGUGGUCUCAUUUCUCUUUCGUGAAGUUACGCUGAGCGUGCUAGAAGCAGUGCCAAAGGUCUGGACCGGUCACGAUGGAGCUGAAGAACAUGCAUUGUUGCAGAUGUGAAUAACGUAGCUGUAGUUUAAUGAUCGAUAUUCAAGUGCGAGCUCGGUCAACCCACCAGAUAAUGUAUUUAUUUUGAUGUACUGUAUAUGUGACGUUUUAUGCAGAUUGAUAAAUGUACAUUUUCAUUUAAGGCGACAAAUGUUAACAGUUUGACUAAAUAAGUUGUAAAACUUCAAUAAAAAGUGUAAAAAACUU
Messenger RNA from Oryzias latipes (Japanese medaka), 5227 nucleotides. RefSeq names its product seizure related 6 homolog (mouse)-like (gene sez6l). NCBI's taxonomy places the organism in Eukaryota, Metazoa, Chordata, Actinopteri, Beloniformes, Adrianichthyidae. The record is from RefSeq and is a predicted model, not a curated record.